Messenger RNA from Poecilia latipinna (sailfin molly), 984 nucleotides. RefSeq names its product stonustoxin subunit beta-like. Gene Ontology annotation, molecular function: protein binding. The annotation marks the transcript as partial. The record is from RefSeq and is a predicted model, not a curated record. Lineage: Eukaryota; Metazoa; Chordata; Actinopteri; Cyprinodontiformes; Poeciliidae. The transcript is spliced from 3 exons.
CUUAUCAGGCUGUUUGGUUCCAGAGGAACGCUGUGCUUCUCCGGCCUCAGCUCUGACCUUUAACCCCUCCCAUCUGAAAGAGUUGGACCUGAGCUACAAUCAUCCAGGAGACUCAGGAGUGAAGCUGCUGUCGGCUGGACUGAAGGAUCCAGACUGGAGACUGGAAGCUCUCAGGGUGGAGCCUGCUGGAGGCCCAUUCUUGACACCAGGUCUGAGGAAGUAUUCCUGUCAACUCACCAUCGACACAAACACAGUGAGCAGAAACCUCAAACUGUCUGAAGACAACAGGAAGGUGACACUUGUGGAGGAGCUUCAGUCAUAUCCUGAUCAUCCAGACAGAUUUGAUCUUCCUCAGCUGCUGUGUAGAACUGGUCUGACUGGUCGCUGUUACUGGGAGGUCGAGUGGAGAGGAGGAGUUUAUAUAUCAGUGAGUUACAGAAGAAUCAGGAGGAAAGGAAACAGUAGAGACUGUGUGUUUGGAUGUAAUGAUCAUUCCUGGAGUCUGAGAUGCUCUGAUGAUGGUUACUCCGUCUGUCACAAUAACAGACGAACUCAUCUCUCCUCCUCCUCCGUCUCUAACAGAGUAUCAGUGUAUGUGGACUGUCCUGCUGGCAUUCUGUCCUUCUACAGAGUCUCCUCUGACUCACUGAUCCUCCUCCACACCUUCAACACCACAUUCACUGAACCUCUGAUUCCUGGAUUCUGGUUCUGGUCCAGUUCUGGUUCUUCAGUGUUUCUUUGCUGAUUUGAGUCUAAAGAUUUUCCUCCUGUCAGAGAAACUCUCUCACUGUUGAACAGAUAGUUCAUCUCUACAAUCUAUUUCUUGGUGAAACUUUUCUGAUUGAGUCCUUGGAAACUUUUUCUUCUUCCAGUCCUUUAAAGAUGGAAGCUGGAAUUAUUCCAGGAUUAUUCCAGGAUUAUUCCAGGAUCCUCAUGUUUUCCUGUUUGUUUCCAGUCAAAGCUUCACAUUGAAUUUCAAGAUGU